Molecule: messenger RNA, 1269 nt
Organism: Teleopsis dalmanni
Lineage: Eukaryota; Metazoa; Arthropoda; Insecta; Diptera; Diopsidae
Product: WD repeat-containing protein 82-like
Exons: 1
Coding region: 1-1269 (422 amino acids)
Cellular component (GO): Set1C/COMPASS complex
Molecular function (GO): protein binding; chromatin binding
Source: RefSeq, a predicted model, not a curated record
AUGGCCAAAAACCUGUCAGAUUGUAAAAAUCCGGAACACAAUUUCGUGAUUGAAAAAAGUAUAUUAUUGCCUUAUGUAAUAACUUCAGUGAACAUAUCGCGCAAUGGAGAGAUUGCAGCUUCUACGAGCAAUGCGAAUAUAACAUUACUUGACGCUAUAUCCAAUGAUGUUAUUCAAGUUCUUCCAUGUGAGAUGGGUGCUACUAACCUGCAGUUCAAUCACACCAAUAACUCAUUGUUGUUUAGUUGUAUAAUUUCCAAUAACGUCGUUAAGUCACUUGACUAUACAACUGGAAAAUAUUUGAAUAAAUAUAUCGACGGCAAGGCUGAGGUUCAUUCCAUUUCCAUGCAUCCUGAGAAAAAUAUGUUUGUUACUUCUAAUGGAGACAAAACAUUGAAAUUAUGGGAUGAACGCUCUGGUAAAAAAAUUGACUCCUCAACAAUAUCGGCACCUGGUAUUGCAACUUAUCACCCAGACGGCAUUGCCGUUUUUGCAGCGAAUCAUAACGGCAUGUUUGUGUACGACACUCGCAGAUUUUCGAGUGGGUCUCUCAUGGCUUAUUUACCAGCACGCGCCUUCGAUCAACUGCGUUGUGUUAGGAUUUCGCCAAAUGGUAAAUUAGUUGCGGUGCUUGACGGUGAUGUGGUAGAAAUCUUGCUCACAAAAGAAAUAACUCCGGUAAAUAAGUAUACUGGGUUUUCCACAGACAAAAAUAUUCCCGUCGAUAUGUGUUUUAGUGUUGAUUCCUCUACGUUUAUUACAAGCACUACCGAUGGUGAUCUGGCAAUUUGGAAUACGAACCAGAGCAAGGGCUUGUACACAAUUCGUAGUGAUGACCUUCAGGCUAUACAGAGUAUGAAAAUGAAUCCUGAAUACAUGCAGUUGUGUACGGCUGCCGGAAGAAAUUUAAGCUUUUGGCAGUUAGGUCAAAAUUAUGUGAAAUUGUUUAAUGAGACAUAUAAAUCACUAAUUGGAUCAAAUAUUUCUCAGAGCUCAUUUGAACUAGAAUUUAAAGUUGAUCCUACUCCAUCAAAUGGACUUAUCAAAAUUGAAAGUGUAGAAGAUGUUUUACAUUCAUACGAAGGCGCUGAGCCUCUGACAUUCCGCACUGCAGUUCUGCCUGAGUCUGUAUCAUCAGACUGGCCAUCUAUAUCAAGUUCGACGGUAUUUGAUGAGGUUAGUAUGUUUGUAAACUCAACAGCAAUACUUAGAACAAAACGUAGUGAACCAAGCACAUCUUCUGAAGAAAGUCACUUUGAAUUGAAAUAA